CCAGGAAAUUGUGGGCUGUAUAACUUAGGAAAUACAUGUUUCAUGAACUCAGGGCUACAGAGUCUGCUAGCUUCAGACCAGCUGGUGAAAUUCUGCCUGGAAGCACUAGUCAUAAGUCCGGAACUACAAGACACGUUAUUAGGAAGGUUUAAGACACUAGUUAUGAAGAUUUGGUCGGGAGAAUAUUCAGUGAUAUACCCCAGAGAUUUUAAAGAUACACUUAGUUUAUAUCACAAUCAGUUUCAAGAUUAUAGACAGCAUGAUUGUCAAGAAUUUUUGGCUCUACUUUUGGAUUCUCUCCAUGAACAACUUUCGACUGUUGAUGAUAUACCUUCUGUACCUCCAGUGUUAGAGAGCUAUAGCGAGAAUGACGAACUGGAAGCUGAUAAAGCCUGGGAUGACUAUAUCACAGAAAAUAACAGUGUGGUCGUUAACUCAUUUCAAGGACAGUUCAAGAGCACUAUUGUGUGUUCCGAGUGUAGCCAUAUCUCAGUGACAUUUGAACCGUUCAUGUAUUUAUCUUUACCUAUACCUAGAGCCUUAGAACGACAAAUAUGUAACGAGGUGUUGGAUGAACAGAAUCCCUGGUACUGUCCCCAGUGUCGUAAAAACCAAUGUGCUAACAAGAGAAUGACAGUCUGGCGCUACCCUGAUACUCUUAUAGUUCAUCUUAAACGAUUUGUCUUUCAUGAAUUUUCUAGUACUAAAAUAGAUAAUCCUGUGAUAUUUCCCCAGAAAAAUCUGGAUUUAACAGAUUUCUUGUCCGGACCUAAAAAUACUGAUCUACAGUAUGAUCUCUAUAGUGUCGUCUGCCAUUUUGGGGGCUCUAACUCUGGCCACUAUACAGCCUACUCUAAACACCCGAUCUAUCAGGAAUGGUUUUACUAUAACGACGAGACGGUCACCAAACAAACUCCUAAACAUGAUGAAUACAGCAGUGGCUACGUUCUCUUCUAUCAGAAACAAGGUAAGAUGGCUGGCUGA
Lottia gigantea (owl limpet) is the source of this 984-nucleotide messenger RNA. RefSeq lists its product as hypothetical. Gene Ontology annotation, biological process: protein deubiquitination. Gene Ontology annotation, molecular function: cysteine-type deubiquitinase activity. The transcript is spliced from 7 exons. Lineage: Eukaryota; Metazoa; Mollusca; Gastropoda; Lottiidae. The annotation marks the transcript as partial. The record is from RefSeq and is a predicted model, not a curated record.